AUGUUACAGAGAACCUCCUUGCGCUCGCUCACCUCUGCAUCUACUGCUCCUCGAUUACUCCGUCCUGCGCACCGUCAUGGCCAGCUGCUGUUGCGACCGACGAUCCAAGUCGCCACCACCCAGCCGGCGCUGAACAGGUCCUCACUUCAAGCUCGCUCCUUCUCACAUUCGGCCCCUCCUCGAGCCCCAGCCCGACACCCACCGCCACCCGGCGGUAAUAACAACAACCACAACAACGCGAGCGGCGGCGGUGGUGGUUUCCCAAUCGGCAACAUUUUCAACAGUCAACCCAAGCGCGAACCGGGUGCCGCUCUGAAAGAACACGGCGUCGACUUGACCGAGCUCGCGCGCCAGGGGAAACUCGACCCCGUCAUUGCAAGAGACGACGAAGUACGACGCACGAUACAGAUCCUUUCCAGGCGUACCAAGAACAAUCCUGUCCUUGUUGGUGCAGCGGGGGUAGGCAAGACGGCCAUCAUUGAAUCUCUUGCGCAACGAUUGGUUGCGGGCGAGGUGCCCGAGUCACUCAAGGGGAAGAAAUUGAUCUCGAUCGACUUGGCGUCCAUCAUGAGUGGUACCGCCGUCAGGGGAUCGUUCGAAGGCAAGCUCAAAGAUCUUAUUGCCGAUAUCGAGGAUGCCAAGGGGCAGAUCAUCGUCUUCAUCGGUGAGUGGAGCACGCUUGCUCGAACUUUUCUUCCUUGAGCCCGACGCUAAUUACGCCAUGCCCCACAGACGAAAUUCACCAACUGCUUGGACUCGGCAAAGCCGAAGGCAGUCUCACGGGAAGUAACAUGCUCAAGCCCGCUCUCGCAAGGGGUCUCCAACUCGCCGGUGCAACGACGUGGAACGAAUUUCGCGAACUCGAAAAGGAUGCCGCGUUGCUGCGCCGCUUCCAAAAAGUGACGAUCGAAGAACCUUCGGCCGAACAAGCCAUCACCAUGUUGCGAGGUGGCAAGUCGCGCAUGGAAGUUCAUCAUGGCGUGAUCGUUUCUGAUGCGGCUAUCAUCGCCGCCGUCACCUACUCGCAACGCUACAUCACCGAUCGACAACUACCGGACAAGGCCAUUGAUCUGAUCGACGAAGCGGCGGCGGCGUUGCGCCUGGCGAGGGAAUCCAAACCGGAGCAACUCGAGGCACUCGAACAACACUUGACGACGUUGCAGAUCGAGUUGUCAAGCUUGGGCAAGGACCAAGACGAGGCUAGUCGAUCACGUCGUGAGGUCUUGGUCGACGAGAUCGCCCGGCUCAAGGACAAGGCGUCCAAGAUGGAGAAGGAGUGGAGGGACGAGAGGGAGCGAGGAGAGAGGAUCCGACAGGCAAAAGAAGAAUUGGAGAGGAAACGCUUCGAAUUGGAGGAAGCCGUUCGGACGGGGCAAUUCGACAAGGCGUCCGAGUUGAGGUAUUCGAUAAUCCCCAAGCUCGAAGCGCAGGUCCCCAAGGAUGGUCAAGAAGCCGCUGAAGCGGGUCAAGCGCGCGUCACUGCUUCUGACGUCGCUCGCGUCGUCGCCAAAGCAACGGGCAUCCCCGUCUCGGCCUUGAUGCGUGGUGACCGUGCUCGAUUGGUCGACCUCGAGUCGAUCCUACGCCAACGUGUCGUGGGCCAAGAGCCCGCUCUCCACGCCGUCGCCGAGGCCGUUCGACUCUCUCGUGCCGGUCUACACAACCCCAAUCGGCCCGUCGCCUCCUUCCUCUUCCUCGGUCCCACGGGCGUAGGCAAGACGGAACUUUCGAAAGCGCUCGCCGCAGAAUUGACGGGCACGGAUCGACUGAUCACCCUCAACAUGUCCGAAUACCACGACAAACACACCGCCGCACGAUUGAUCGGUGCACCCCCCGGUUUUGUAGGCUACGAAGACGGAGGCGAAUUGUCCGUCGUUCGUCGUCAUCCCCACUCGGUGAUCCUCUUCGACGAAUUUGAAAAGGCGCAUCCCUCCGUCGCCAACAUCCUCCUUCAAAUCCUCGACGAAGGCGCUUUGACGGAUUCGCAUGGUCGUAAACUCGACUUUAAGAACACGACCAUCAUCCUCACCUCCAACAUCGGCUCCGAUAUCCUCAUGCGACCCGAAUCCAUUUCACCCAAUGGUGAAGUGACCCCUGUAGCUCGAGACCUCGUUCUCGAACGCGUUCGUUCGCUCUACCCACCUGAACUCCUCAAUCGACUCGACGAACAAAUCGUCUUCAAUUCCCUCUCGCCCACUCAUGUCGCAUCCAUUAUCGACAUGCGCCUUUCCGAAAUCCAACAGAUGCUCAAUACCAACGAACGCAAGAUCCACUUAUCCAUCGACCCAGAGGCGAGGGACUGGUUGGCGAAAGAAGCGUAUCAACCUCGUUGGGGAGCCAGGGAGGUGAAUCGUUUGUUGAAUAAAGUGGUGAGACAGCAGUUGGCGUCGGCUAUUUUGAAAGGGACCAUUAGGGAUGGGGACACGGCGAGAUUUAGGAUCAGGGAAGAAGGGGGGACGACGUCGGUCGAGUUGAUGCCGGUGCAUGAGGAGGAGGUUUUCGGAGUUGGCAAGAGGGAGGACGAGGAAUUGAUGCGUGCGGAUGAGCUGGAAUAA
This is a messenger RNA of Microbotryum saponariae, 2555 nucleotides long. The record is from the annotation of a GenBank genome assembly. NCBI's taxonomy places the organism in Eukaryota, Fungi, Basidiomycota, Microbotryomycetes, Microbotryales, Microbotryaceae.